Molecule: messenger RNA, 373 nt
Organism: Dentiscutata erythropus
Lineage: Eukaryota; Fungi; Glomeromycota; Glomeromycetes; Diversisporales; Gigasporaceae
Source: the annotation of a GenBank genome assembly
GAUAUCAGAAGCAUCUCUAAUUUCUUCAACUACUUAUAAAGAAAACUCUAUGGAAAUGAAAAAUCUAGAAUUCGAAGAAAAAAAUAUUAAUGAAGAUAUUGUAAGUGGUAUAGAAGAUAAUAUAUUACUGCAAAAUGAACUACAUUAUUUUUUUCAAAAUUUAUCAAAUAAAAUAGAUCUAAAUAUUGAUCAAAAAAUCAUAGAAGAUAUAUCGGAUGAAGAAUUAUCAGUAGAAGAAUCAUUAGUAAACCUCAAAAGUAAUGACUUUGAUCUUGAAAACCUUCAAGAAAUAACGUUAGACAAUGCUUUAAAUUCUAUUGAAGGAAUAAAUAACCCAGAAAAUAUAGUAGAAUGGCCUAAUAAUGCCUAUUGA